Exophiala aquamarina CBS 119918 is the source of this 993-nucleotide messenger RNA. RefSeq lists its product as uncharacterized. The coding region runs from base 1 to 993 and encodes 330 amino acids. Lineage: Eukaryota; Fungi; Ascomycota; Eurotiomycetes; Chaetothyriales; Herpotrichiellaceae. The record is from RefSeq and is a predicted model, not a curated record. The transcript is spliced from 3 exons.
AUGGCACCGGAUCUGAAUACUGUCCCCCACUCUCCUCGAAGCUCCUCGAUUUCUCAGGGAACACUCAUGACGACGUCUGCGUCGUCGGCAUUGCCACAUUCUGCUUCUAGAAGAACGUCGACUCAGAUGCUGCCCCCUCCCUUACCACUGAACAGUGGCAGCCUUCCCAAUUCACCCCGUCCGGCUCAGGCUACCCUGGGAGAUAACACAGGAGUCGGUAUUGGACCAGGGCCCAUCAGACACCCGCGGCCCUUAACAGCGGCUGAAUUGCAUCUAGAGCUCGAGAAAGAGCAGGAGAGCAUUGUCAACCGCCUCACUCGUGAAUUAUCUGCUCUACGGGCACAGACUGCAUCCGUGGCCUCCACCACUUCCUCCACCUCGGAUCACUUCUUUUCCUCCAGCGAUCCAUAUACAUCCACUACGGGGACUGCCACGACCAUCAUUCCGACCUCAGCACGCCGACACCGCUCCUCCUCGAAUCUGUCAACCCGCUCCGCCAGAUCAAUCCGAGAUAAUCUCGCCAACGCUGGAAACACCAGCGUCUCCGGCGUUGCUGCCCCGAGAGAUCAGAGCGUGCAAGCAAGUAGCAGACCCAGUGUGGAACUCAGCAGGCCAGACAUGAGCCGGCAGAAUUCCACGUCCGCUUCGGGCUUCCGCUCCUCCUCUAUCACAUCAUCCCCGCAUGUCAACCAGGGUGCCUAUCCUUCCUAUGCUUCCUAUCCGCAUCGAAGUUCUGUGUCUUCUAACGCGCCUAACCAUCCUGCCCCGGCCUCGACAUCCGAGUCAGCCCCUACGUCCGCAUAUCCUCGCAGCCCGAGCUCGACUGCGGCAAUCGUUGCUGCCCGGUACGAGGAAGCUGCGCUGCAACGUGCAGAACUCGAAGCCGUCAAGCGGGAGAACGAGCAACUUCGCGCCCGGGUCAAAGAGUUAGAGAGGAGCCUACAGAAAUCAAACGAGCAAUCUGCCGGUCUGGUGACACCGACGCCCUCGUGA